Molecule: messenger RNA, 1449 nt
Organism: Verticillium nonalfalfae
Lineage: Eukaryota; Fungi; Ascomycota; Sordariomycetes; Glomerellales; Plectosphaerellaceae
Exons: 2
Coding region: 1-1449 (482 amino acids)
Biological process (GO): protein folding in endoplasmic reticulum
Cellular component (GO): membrane; cytoplasm
Source: RefSeq, a predicted model, not a curated record
AUGUUUUGGCAUGCACAAGGCUGGGCCGUACUGGCCUGGCUGAUGCUGGCCACUAUUCCAGCUGGAUCAUGCGAAUCCGAUACACCGAUCCCAUCUGCGAACGAGCCGCCUUCGACAUGUCACGCCCGGCACAUCAAUUACGUGACCGACACCUUGUUUGAUCAGUGUCAUAGAGUUCGUUGGGAACAAGCUGACUCAAUCGUACCCAAAGAUGGCGAUCAAACGGCAGAACACAUAGCACACGACCUCUCGUUCCUGGAUACAAGACCAGUAGAUCGCAAGGAGAAUGACGACCAGACUCCUACUAUCUCAGUCGAGACCACAAACACUGUGGAUGCCCAUACGGAAGCCACAACAUUUAUGUCUUUCGAAGACUGGAAGGAUCUCAAGGCACGUGAAGCUGCACGUGAUUCUCAAGAUACCAACCCGGACUCCGAGAAGGCUCUGCCACCCCCUCAGGGACAUGACUCCAGAGAAGAAAGUGAUAUAGCACUUAAGGUUGAAGCAGUAUCAGAAGAGCUCAGCAGUAUUGCAGCCCCAUCGCGGCAAUCGCUUGCUGGCGCGGGCGAAAAUGAGCAACCAUCGGAACCUGUUCUAUAUGACGAUGGCAAGGCACAGUAUUACCGCAGUAAGGAUGCAGGGAAGACAUGCAAGGAACGAUUUUCAUACUCAUCAUUCGAUGCUGGCGCUACUGUCCUCAAGACCAAUGCCGGAGCGAAGAACGCGAAGGCGAUAUUGGUCGAGAACAAGGACUCCUAUAUGCUACUCGAAUGCGCCGCGGUCAACAAAUUUGCCAUCGUCGAGCUCACAGACGACAUUCUCAUUGAUACUGUGGUACUUGCAAACUUCGAAUUCUUCUCCAGUAUGAUCCGUCACUUCAAGGUCAGCGUCAGCGACCGGUAUCCCGUGAAAGUCGACAAAUGGAAGGACUUGGGCAUAUUUGAGGCCAAGAACUCCAGAGAUAUCCAGCCUUUCCUCGUCGAGAACCCUUUAAUCUGGGCUAAAUACGUUCGCAUCGAAUUUCUUACUCACUACGGAAAUGAGUAUUACUGCCCCGUAUCUCUACUCCGAGUUCACGGCACACGCAUGCUCGACUCCUGGAAAGAUACCGAGGCACCCCCCGAUGAAGACGACGCUGAAGAAGAACAUGUGGAUGCAGUCCUGGACCUCACGCAAGACGCGGACAUUGAUCAGGCACAGACCGUCCCAACACCUGACAAUAAUGAGGCAGAUGAAGUUACUCGCCAAGAACAAAAAAUCUGGAGUGAUGUGGUUUACUCUGUGCCAUCUUCACCGCUACAGGCCUCCCUUAUCCAGGAGAAUCCUCUGGUUCUUACAUGUCCCACCAUCGCCGGUUGCACAAGCGCCGGCGCGCUCCAAGAACGGCACUUCCACCUCAGUCCCGCCAGCUUCACCAACGGUCCAAGAGAGCUUCCACAAGGCGGUUAG